Messenger RNA from Paecilomyces variotii, 1949 nucleotides. RefSeq names its product Zn(II)2Cys6 transcription factor. Lineage: Eukaryota; Fungi; Ascomycota; Eurotiomycetes; Eurotiales; Thermoascaceae. The record is from RefSeq and is a predicted model, not a curated record. The coding region runs from base 224 to 1750 and encodes 508 amino acids. Gene Ontology annotation, biological process: regulation of DNA-templated transcription. The transcript is spliced from 4 exons. Gene Ontology annotation, molecular function: zinc ion binding; DNA-binding transcription factor activity, RNA polymerase II-specific.
GCAGGUAUAUAUCCUGAGCCAGGGAUGACCUGACCCUUGGAGACGGUCCAUAGUAAAGGCAUCCAUUGGUUCACCCAAACCCUACUUAUGUCUAGCCUCUUGGAUUCAAAUCAUAUGGGCAAACCUUCCCAGCGGCAUGCAUGGAAUAACUUAUGAAUUGACGCAGCGAAACCCAUCCAAUCUCGAGGGGUAUUGAUCAGCUUCUUCCCAUUCAUUUGUAGUCAUGGUAUACGGGGGAAGACCAAGCACCGGCUGCCACUUAUGUCGAAGGCGGAAAAUCAAGUGUGAUGAGGCCAGGCCAACGUGCCGCAACUGCGCCGUGCAUGGAGCCCAGUGUCCUGGUUACCGGGAAGCGUUUGUUAUCCGUAAUGAAACCAAUAAAGCCAGACAGUCGGUGAUUAAACGAAGAAAUCCGACACGCCCGACUCAAAGGUCUCGAGGCGAAGAUGUGCCUACAAUCGGGACCGUCCCCACGCAUCUGGCAGAUUCGACAUGGGAAGAGCGGGCACUUUGUCAUUUCUUUGAUCAAUACACCGUCAUAUCCGAUCCUGGACAGCACUUCCAUCAUCUCGGGUUCCUUCCAGGACUUUAUGCCCUAUCUAAACAGAAUGCGGACAUCGAUCGCGCUUGUUCAUCUCUCCGUUGGGCUGUGGAGGCUACGGCACUCAGCUCUUUGGCAAACAGAAUGAAAAUACCGCCCCUUGUGGUUAAAGCGAGACAAGUCCAUGGCAGUGCAUUGCGGUCUGUCAAUGCGGCUCUUCGUUCGCCGAGCACUGCUGUGAGGGAUGAGACUCUUGCUGCGGUGGUGCUACUUUCUCUUUUCGAAGACAUCAAUGGCGAGCGAUCACAUCUGGCCAGUUCACAUGGUGUUGGACUCCAUCUACUCAUGAAGCUCCGUGGCGAAGGCCAGCUGAGAGCUGGGCGCGGUCGUUCUCUGUUGAGCUAUGCAUUCAGGCAAGUACAAACUGACAUGCUGAACAUGAGCGGGCUACCAGGGUUCGACCUAACCUGGCUGCUAGAGGUCCUCGAUCGUUCGGAUGGGUUGCAGGGUCUCAUGCGUAUGACCACGAGAGUCAGUUUAUUCGCUCAGGAUAUCCGCCGGGCAUUGACGACGAAAGAGGGGAUUUCAGAUAUUCUCACCGAAACAAACUUACGAUCGUGGACCGAGACCGGUGUUCAGCUCGAUCUGGAGCUGAGCCGGUGGCACGAGGCUGCUCCAGAAACGUGGCUACCGCGUCUCGUUCAAUCAAAGUCGGGGGGAUUUCUUCUUACGUAUCAGGACAUAUCCAUCGCGAGCUUUUGGAACCUUUAUCGUUGUAUACGCAUCAUCCUCCAAGGCACCCUCCUUGACAUUACGACCAGUAAAGUGUCACGAAGGGUCUGUGACCAACGUAUCCUCACCGAUCUUGAAAGCCUCAUUGAGAUUCCUCCAGUGCGCAUCAUUGAGCAGAUGAUCUCUGAUACAUGCAGGAGCAUACUGUUUUGUCUGGGGGACGUCGAUAGCCUUGGCAACCCCGUCACGAUAUCGACCCAGGAGCCCGAGUCUCGCCAUCCCCGGCUCCGCGCUGCAGAGGCGUAUGAACUGCUGUGGCCAUUAUGGUUCAUCAUUUGCUGCGUCGAGGCGACUCCAGAGCAAAUCAAUCAGGCCAGGACAGCUUUGAGCCGGCUGGGGUCUAUGUUCGGCAUCAAGCUGGCAUCUGCAAUGGCCGCUGCGGGAGCCCAAGCUUAUCAGGUUCCUUUCUUGCGAUAAAACUAAUAUUCUGUUUUUUGUUCUUGUUUUUGUGUUUUUGUUUGGGGACCUAUUUUUUCGGGAAGACUUUCAAGAUAUGAUCCCUGUGCAUCCAUCGUAGCGCAGAUUCAGUGAAGGAAGUCAUGUAACAAUAAACAUGUAUGUACACUAUGGAAACAUCUAUAAAUCAAAAGCGCAGCUAGACGAGAUCCUGACCAAC